CGGCGGCGGCGGCGGAGCCGAGCGCGAGGAGGUGGAGCCGCGGGCUGCGGGCUCCAGCGCCUGCGUCCGCCCGGCCCGGCUUGCGCGGCGAGAGGCCGGACCGGAGCCCGGUGGCCGCGCCCGGGAACGUGUGGGGAGGGACAUGGGGCGCGCCCCGCCCCGCCCCGGCAGGCUCCCGAGCCCUCAGGGCUCCCCACUAGGCCUCCGCAGCGCCCCCUUCUUCUCGUCCGGGAUUCGGGUCCCUUACUGAGCGAGCCUCCCAAGCCGCCCGCCCAGCCAUGGCCAACGGAGUGAUCCCGCCGCCCGGGGGCGCCUCCCCUCUACCCCAGGUCCGGGUGCCCUUGGAGGAGCCCCCUCUAGGUCCAGACGUGGAGGAGGAUGAUGACUUGGGCAAGACCUUGGCUGUGAGCAGGUUUGGGGACCUCAUCAGCAAGCCCCCCGCCUGGGACCCCGAGAAGCCCAGCCGCAGCUACAGCGAGCGGGACUUUGAGUUUCACCGGCACACAUCACAUCACACCCACCACCCGCUCUCAGCGCGCCUGCCUCCACCACACAAGCUUCGGCGACUGCCCCCCACCUCUGCCCGGCACACUAGGAAGAAGGGGAAGAAGGAGAAGACCUCUGCUCCUCCCUCUGAGGGGACCCCUCCCAUCCAGGAGGAGGGGGGAGCUGGAGCAGAUGAGGAGGAGGAAGAGGAGGAAGAGGAAGGGGAGUCCGAGGUAGAACCUGUGGAGCCCCCACCGUCAGGGUCCCCACCGAAAGCAAAGUUCUCCAUUGGCAGUGAUGAGGAUGAUAGUCCUGGCCUUUCGGGGAAGGCUGCCUGCACCAAGCCUCUGCCCUCAGUGGGCCCACGCCCUGACCAGAGCCCUCAGCCUUCGCUCAGCUCUCCUAGUCCCCGUGCUCGGGUGUCCCGAGUUGCUGCUGAGAAGAGCCGUCCCUGGAGCCCAUCGGCCAGUUAUGACCUGCGGGAGCGACUGUGCCCAGGCAGUGCCCUGGGUAACCCUGGUGGUCCAGAGCAGCAGGUGCCCACUGACGAGGCAGAGGCCCAGAUGCUGGGCUCCGCAGACCUGGAUGACAUGAAGAGUCACCGGCUGGAGGACAACCCUGGAGUGCGGCGGCACUUAGUGAAGAAGCCAUCCCGGACUCAGGGAGGGAGGGGAAGCCCGAGUGGCCUGGCCCCCAUCUUGCGCAGGAAGAAGAAGAAGAAGAAGCUGGACCGGAGGCCUCACGAGGUUUUUGUGGAGCUGAACGAGUUGAUGCUGGACCGAAGCCAAGAGCCCCACUGGCGGGAGACAGCCCGCUGGAUCAAGUUUGAGGAGGAUGUGGAGGAGGAGACGGAGCGCUGGGGGAAGCCCCACGUGGCCUCCCUCUCCUUCCGCAGUCUUCUGGAGCUCAGGAGGACCAUUGCUCAGGGAGCGGCCCUCCUGGACCUGGAGCAGACCACCCUGCCAGGCAUUGCACACCUGGUGGUGGAGACCAUGAUUGUGUCUGAUCAGAUCCGGCCAGAGGACAGAGCCAGCGUCCUGCGUACUCUGCUGCUAAAACACAGCCAUCCCAAUGAUGACAAGGACAGUGGCUUUUUCCCUCGAAACCCAUCGAGCUCCAGUGUGAACUCAGUCCUGGGGAAUCAUCACCCAACCCCCAGCCAUGGCCCCGAUGGUGCAGUGCCUACAAUGACUGAUGACCUGGGGGAGCCAGCACCACUCUGGCCACAUGAUCCUGAUGCCAAGGAGAAGCCCCUCCACAUGCCUGGGGGAGAUGGUCACCGCGGGAAAAGCCUGAAGCUGCUGGAGAAGAUCCCUGAAGAUGCUGAGGCCACCGUUGUGCUUGUGGGCUGUGUGCCUUUCUUGGAGCAGCCAGCGGCAGCCUUUGUGCGGCUGAGUGAGGCUGUGCUCUUGGAGUCUGUGCUUGAGGUCCCUGUGCCUGUCCGCUUCCUCUUCGUGAUGCUGGGGCCCAGCCACACCAGCACCGACUACCAUGAGCUGGGGCGCUCCAUUGCCACUCUCAUGUCUGACAAGCUGUUUCACGAGGCUGCCUACCAGGCAGAUGACCGGCAGGACCUCCUGAGCGCCAUCAGUGAGUUCCUGGACGGCAGCAUUGUGAUCCCCCCAUCCGAGGUGGAGGGCCGUGACCUACUGCGCUCUGUGGCCGCCUUCCAGCGAGAGCUGCUGAGGAAGCGCCGGGAGCGUGAGCAGACCAAAGUCGAGACGACCACCCGGGGCGGCUACGUGGCCCCUGGGAAAGAGCUGUCUUUGGAGUUGGGGGGCUCAGAGGCAACCCCUGAAGAUGACCCCCUGCUGCGGACGGGCUCUGUGUUCGGGGGGCUUGUCCGGGACGUGAAGCGGCGCUACCCCCACUACCCCAGUGACCUGAGGGACGCCCUGCACUCCCAGUGUGUGGCCGCUGUGCUCUUCAUCUACUUUGCGGCCCUCAGCCCUGCCAUCACUUUUGGGGGCCUGCUAGGAGAGAAGACGGAGGGGCUGAUGGGCGUGUCAGAGCUGAUUGUGUCCACGGCUGUGCUGGGCGUCCUCUUCUCUCUGCUGGGUGCCCAGCCGCUGCUGGUGGUUGGCUUUUCUGGGCCGUUGCUUGUCUUUGAAGAGGCCUUCUUCAAGUUCUGCCGUGCCCAGGAUCUGGAGUACCUCACUGGCCGGGUGUGGGUUGGCCUCUGGCUGGUGGUCUUCGUCCUCGCCCUGGUGGCCGCUGAAGGCAGCUUCCUGGUCCGCUAUAUCUCACCUUUCACCCAGGAGAUCUUUGCCUUCCUCAUCUCGCUCAUUUUCAUCUAUGAGACUUUCCACAAGCUCUACAAGGUGUUCACAGAGCACCCGCUGCUGCCAUUCUACCCUCCUGAGGGGACCCUGGAGUCUGGCCUGGAGCCGAAUGGCAGUGCCCUGCCCCCCACUGAGGGACCACCUGGCCCCAGGAACCAGCCCAACACGGCUCUGCUGUCCCUCAUCCUCAUGCUUGGGACCUUCCUCAUUGCCUUCUUCCUGCGCAAAUUCAGGAACAGCCGCUUCCUUGGUGGCAAGGCUCGCCGCCUCAUUGGGGAUUUUGGCAUCCCCAUCUCCAUCCUGGUGAUGGUCCUGGUAGACUACUCCAUUACAGACACCUACACACAGAAGCUGACCGUGCCCACAGGGCUCUCAGUGACCUCCCCGCAUAAGCGCACGUGGUUCAUCCCACCCCUGGGCAGUGCCCGCCCUUUCCCUCCCUGGAUGAUGGUGGCAGCUGCUGUCCCUGCCCUCCUGGUCCUCAUCCUGAUAUUCAUGGAGACACAGAUCACAGCGCUCAUCGUCAGUCAGAAGGCGAGGAGGCUGCUCAAGGGCUCUGGCUUUCACCUUGACCUAUUGCUGAUUGGUUCCCUGGGUGGCCUCUGUGGGCUGUUUGGGUUGCCCUGGCUUACAGCUGCCACCGUCCGCUCUGUCACCCAUGUCAAUGCACUGACAGUGAUGCGCACUGCCAUUGCACCUGGUGACAAGCCCCAGAUCCAGGAAGUGCGGGAGCAGCGGGUCACCGGGGUGCUCAUCGCAAGCCUCGUGGGCCUGUCCAUCGUCAUGGGAGCUGUAUUGCGGCGGAUCCCACUGGCUGUGCUCUUUGGGAUUUUCCUGUACAUGGGCGUCACCUCACUGUCUGGUAUCCAGCUGUCCCAGCGUCUGUUACUCAUCUUCAUGCCGGCAAAACACCAUCCAGAGCAGCCCUAUGUGACUAAGGUGAAGACAUGGCGGAUGCACCUGUUUACCUGCAUCCAGUUGGGCUGUAUUGCCCUGCUCUGGGUGGUCAAGUCCACAGCGGCCUCUCUUGCCUUUCCCUUCCUGCUGCUGCUCACGGUGCCUCUGAGGCGUUGCCUUCUGCCCCGGCUCUUCCAGGACAGGGAGCUGCAGGCGCUGGACUCAGAAGAUGCCGAACCAAACUUUGAUGAGGAUGGCCAGGAUGAGUACAACGAGCUGCACAUGCCUGUGUGACCCUCUCGGAUGGUGCCCCUCACAGACCCUACAUUAGUGAUCAACACUGGGGCCCCAGGCCAAGCCCAGCGCUAGGGCCAGGGAUGUGCCUGGAGCUUUGACUGAUGCCAGGCUAGAGUGGCCGUCUGACUUCAGCCCAGGACCUUGCACAGAACAGACGGGCACAGGCUUUGAGCUCAUUAUAACCACACUCCUUGUCUUGUG
Molecule: messenger RNA, 4163 nt
Organism: Sciurus carolinensis (gray squirrel)
Lineage: Eukaryota; Metazoa; Chordata; Mammalia; Rodentia; Sciuridae
Gene: Slc4a3
Product: solute carrier family 4 member 3
Exons: 23
Coding region: 279-3959 (1226 amino acids)
Biological process (GO): transmembrane transport; bicarbonate transport; monoatomic anion transport
Cellular component (GO): plasma membrane
Molecular function (GO): monoatomic anion transmembrane transporter activity; solute:inorganic anion antiporter activity
Source: RefSeq, a predicted model, not a curated record